AUGGCGGGGGCGGUGGCGGUGGCGGUGACUGUGUUGGAAAUGGCGGCGGAAGCGGUGGCUGUGGUGGAGAAGGUGGCGGAGGCGGAAGUUGUUCCAGGCCAUUUUAUUGCUUACGACAAAAACAGUCUGGACGCCAAGUACAUGAGACUGGAGAGGGCGUGGUGCGGGCAGCUGCGGCGCGGCGUCGGCGGAGGCGGCGCCGAGGGCAGAGGGUUUAAUGGCCGCGCGUUGCAAGUGUUUGAGAUUCCAGAGCCCGCGCCGCGCCGCGCCGCUCGCCUCGUAGAGCUGCCAGAGGCCCCGGCGGAGAAGGCCGGUGACGCGGCCGCGUCUCCGCGAGGAAUGAAAUUAGCGUCUCGCUCUGCGAGGAGAUACGCGAGCAACGCGCGCGCUGCCCCUCACGAGUUGCUGGCACAGGAAGCGUUUGGGGAAAACAUUGAAAUUCCUCAAUCUGCUAUAAAACAAUUCAUCUCUGAUCAUAAUAACAAGAUCUUAAACGAUUAUAAAUCUUUAAAAGGUGGCUUACGAUGUGAAGUCUUUAAAAUCGCUCCAUUUCACGGUUCGCCGCGCGCUGUUCUCGCCCUAACCCGCCUCACCCUCGCCUUUGUUGCGGCGGCGCGGGACGUUGGGGUGCGACGCGGCGCGGGCGGCGGGGGCGGCCGCGGGAGGCGCGGGAUAGGUCAGCGCGGGCACCGCUGCUCCGUGCGCGCCGCCGUCGCCAACCGCCCAUCCCACUCCCAGACCAUCGGCGGAGCUCGGAGAGGUCACACGGCGGCACCGGCCUACCUGGCGAGCCGAGCUGGUGACUCUGGUGCCGAUCGGCCGAGGCGUCGCCUUUGUCAUCCCCAGGGAGCGCAGUGCGUCUGCAGCCCGUCUCCGCCACCGCCCGCGCGCAUACCCACGGGGCCGCAAUGCCAUUCCGCGCUGCGAGGACCUGCAGGAGGCUGCGGGGCGCGAUGGGCGCUUUUCUCCGCGCGCCCGCCAUCGCUCCCUCCCUCUCCCUCUCUCCCUCUCACUCGCUCCCGCCGCCUCUCCUUCUUCCUCGCGCCCGCCCGCCCUCCGCCCGGCCGCUCCAAGCCGUCUCCGAGUGCGGUAAUCGCCUUGGAAUGCGCGCGAGUGCCCGUCGCAGCCCCGCCGCGCCAGGCCGCGCCGCACGGACUCCGGUUCGGUUUAAAACGUUAUAAGCAGGACUAG
Gryllus bimaculatus (two-spotted cricket) is the source of this 1191-nucleotide messenger RNA. Lineage: Eukaryota; Metazoa; Arthropoda; Insecta; Orthoptera; Gryllidae. The record is from the annotation of a GenBank genome assembly.